This is a messenger RNA of Alternaria conjuncta, 1689 nucleotides long. RefSeq lists its product as uncharacterized. Gene Ontology annotation, cellular component: endoplasmic reticulum membrane. The record is from RefSeq and is a predicted model, not a curated record. Gene Ontology annotation, molecular function: sphingosine-1-phosphate phosphatase activity. The transcript has 3 exons. The coding region runs from base 1 to 1689 and encodes 562 amino acids. Lineage: Eukaryota; Fungi; Ascomycota; Dothideomycetes; Pleosporales; Pleosporaceae.
AUGAGUCCGCGACAUGAUGCGCCCAAAGACACCGCAGCGACCACGGAGCCCAAAUUGGACGCGGGCAACAAGGGCCACGAUCACUAUGCCCAACGCCUGCCCAGAUGGCGCAAUGCCCUGCGCAACCGCCUCAUACCCAUUGUGCGCUGGGAGACGCCCUGGCUCGCCCUGAUGCAGGACAAGAUGCGCUCGCCCGCCCUCGACUCCUACUUCGCAUAUACCGCCAACCUCGGCACACAUACCUUCUUCAUGGUGUUCCUGCCCAUCCAGUUCUGGUGCGGCUACACUAGCAUUGGCCGAGCGACUGUCUUCAUGCUUGCAGCCGGUGUGUACGGAACGGGCUUCCUCAAGGACAUGCUCUGCUUGCCCAGGCCCUUAUCACCCCCACUUGCCCGUAUAUCCAUGUCCGGGUCCGCUGCGCUCGAAUACGGCUUCCCCUCGUCGCACUCUGCCAACGCGGUAUCGGUCGCCUUCUAUGCCAUAUACACGUUGCGCCAGUCGGCCGAGCAAGAUAAUUCAAACUGGAAUGCGGGCCUACAGGCGCUGUUCUACUUCUACGCGCUCUCGAUCAUUGCGGGGCGCUUGUAUUGCGGCAUGCACGGGUUUCUGGAUGUCCUGGUCGGAAGUAUAAUGGGUGCGUUGAUCACGGCAUUCCAAUUGGUCUGCGGGGACUGGAUGGACUCGUUCGUCUUCAGUGGCACUUACAUGGACAUCUUGAUCGCGACUUUGGUCGUCUGCGUUCUCGUCCGCAUCCAUCCGGAGCCUGCCGACGACUGUCCAUGCUACGACGAUAGCGUAUCCUUCUCCGGCGUAGUCAUUGGGAUCAAUCUUGGUGCAUGGCAUUACGCUCAGACCGGCUAUGCGUUGAAAGAUGCAUACCCCUCAUCUGUUCCGUUCGAUCUGGAAGAGAUGGGCCUGUUGAAGGCAACAAUCCGCAUUCUACUCGGUGUUGUAGUAAUCUUCGUCUGGAGAGCGACCAUGAAGCCUGCCUUGUUUACUAUCCUGCCACCCAUUUUCCGUCUUCUAGAGCAGGCUCGCUGGAACAUGCCUCGCGCCUUCUUCCUCAACGCGUCCAAGUACAAGUCCAUUAAGCCUUUCGCUGAUGACGACAACGUCAUUCCACCUGCAUCAGAGUUGCCACAUAUGCUGAAGAACCUCGCCCACCCGCGUAAGCGGUCCGUAUCCGUUGGACCACAGUCUGCCGCCGAUGCUUACGAGACGCUUGCUUACCGAAAUCGCCGACGACGGGAAAGUGUUAACUCACUAGAUGGUACGGUACCCGAAGACUCCGCUUGGAUACCCGGCCCCGCGGUCCUUGAUACACCCAACAUCGAGAAGGGGGAACCGCUACUUGGCGCAGGUCUUCUGCCUACACCGAUGGCGUCUAGGGUGCACUCGUACGAGCAGAUGAUGGGCACAGGUGAAGUGCAUGUAAACGAGAAGAAUACGUCUACUCCUCCAAGGAGCGACACAGACGUCGCUGGCGAUGUCCACACGCUCACACAAAGCCCGACGGAAGAGGAGAAUGAGAAGCGGGAGAUCUUCAUGAAGCUUACGACACCACGAGUGCGUUAUGAUGUUGAGGUAGUCACGAAGUUGAUUGUGUACACGGGUAUUGCGUAUAUCGCUGUUGCGGGUAACCCCAUUCUAUUCGAGUUCUUAGGCCUGGGCAUGGGUCAGCAGUCGUAG